This is a messenger RNA of Periconia digitata, 1820 nucleotides long. Lineage: Eukaryota; Fungi; Ascomycota; Dothideomycetes; Pleosporales; Periconiaceae. The record is from the annotation of a GenBank genome assembly.
GAUGAUAAUAUCGCUACUCGUCCCCACCGGUUGCCUGGGUAUGCGGGAGAGCAUGUUCACCUUCACAACUUCCCUCUUCACCCCGAAGCGGAACACAGGGCCAACAACAUGACAACGGGCGUACCCGCUCCGCUUUCGCUCCAACCUGCAGAGGCCUGGGUCGGGAACGACGGAUCAUGGUCGGGCUUCGUCGUCCAGGUGGGCACUCCGCCGCAGAACUUCACGGUACUGCCAGCCACCAGCGGCCAACACACAUACGUUCCCUCGGCGGACGAUUGCCAGCGCACGAAUCUAACUGACUGCGGGUCUUCGCGAGGCGUAUCGCCAUUUGCGAACCAGCCCAGCCCUGGAUUUCAGACCAAUGCAUCGAGCACCUGGGACUUGAUCGGGAUAUACGAACUUGGCAUCAACUCACGACUGGGCUAUUCCGGGGGCGCUGUUUCUGGAUAUGAGACGCUUAACUUUGGAACCGAAGUCCCAAACGGGCGCCAACCUUCCGAUAAACAGGUCGUGACAUCGUACGUCUCUCAAGACCUGUGGAUUGGAACACUAGGGCUGGGAUAUGCGCAGAUGACUUUCCGGGCCAACGAGCGGGUCAACUCGACGCUGGUAAGCAUGCAACAGGAGAACCUGAUCCCCAGUCAGAGUUUCGGAUACACGGCCGGUGCAAGCUACAGAAAGGCUCCUGCCAGCUUGACCCUCGGUGGAUACGAUGAGUCGCGCACUUCCAAAGGGUUGAGUAUUCCGCUCAGCACCGAUGAUCCGGAAAAGCCCUUGACGGUCGGUCUGCAGAGCAUCGUCGUGGCCAACUCGUUGAAUGGCACGCAGAACCUCCUCCACCAACCGAUUCUUAUUCCCAUCGAUUCAGCGGUCACCGAACUUUGGCUGCCGGAAUCAGUGUGUGAGGUGUUUGCAGCCGCUUUCGAUCUCCAGUACCAGCAAGUAUCUGGGAGGUACGCCAUCACGGAGGAGACACGAACCAAACUUCGGCAGCUCAAUCCGAAGUUGACGUUUACCAUCUCGGACGGAUUCGUACAGGGGCGUAGCACUAAUAUCGAUUUCCCAUACUCUGCGUUUGAUUUGCAAGCAGAAUACCCCAUCUUUCCAGAGUCAACCAGCUAUUUCCCGAUAAGAAGGGCUGCAAAUGACAGUCAGUAUGUACUGGGGAGAGUAUUCCUCCAGGAGACGUAUAUCGGGGUUGACUACGAACGGGAAACGUUCAACGUGAGCCAGGCAGCUUUCCCGGAUUCGACAGAGGCAGCAAAGAUCAUAACCAUCACAUCACUCGACUCUAGUACCAAUUCAACAGGAGGAUCUGGAGAAGCGGCAACGGCUUCGCAACUCUCGGGCGGGGCGAUUGCGGGCAUCGUUGUGGGUGCAGUGAUUGGAGUUGGAGUGAUUGCAGCGUUGAUCUGGUUCUUUUUCUUCCGACGGGCUCGACAGUCGAAGAAGGAAGGAAAGAGGAAAGGAGAAGAAGAAGAAGAAGAAGCAGAGGAAAUGUCGAGCACAACGCAGCUAGAAGCGAUUGAGGAGCAAAGAUUACCCAGCAAAUCAUAUGAAGCAGAACCGGCCGAACUACACGGUGCGCAUGGAAUACACGAGGCGGGAAUACCUCACGGCACGUUUGUGGAAAUGGAUGGGAGGAUGACUUCGUAUAAAUAUGCGCACGGAGAGAUUGCCGAGCUACCAGCAGACGAUAUGAUCUACGAAGCGGAUGGAGGAGCGAACACGUAUAAGCAAGGCGAAGACAAGAGUGCCGCUGCGUUUCCCGAGAAAUCAAGAUGACACGGGGCGUGGGCACUGAUUUGACCUUUUUUUUU